Penicillium antarcticum is the source of this 642-nucleotide messenger RNA. RefSeq lists its product as uncharacterized. The coding region runs from base 1 to 642 and encodes 213 amino acids. The record is from RefSeq and is a predicted model, not a curated record. Gene Ontology annotation, cellular component: THO complex part of transcription export complex. Lineage: Eukaryota; Fungi; Ascomycota; Eurotiomycetes; Eurotiales; Aspergillaceae. The transcript is spliced from 3 exons. Gene Ontology annotation, molecular function: mRNA binding. Gene Ontology annotation, biological process: positive regulation of DNA-templated transcription, elongation; mRNA export from nucleus.
AUGGCUAUCAGUGAGAUCGUCACGGAUAAGUCGCUUCUACCGGUGCUCCAGACCAGCGCUGAGACGCUGGUGCAGUGCAACCAGCUGCUCUCCAUCCUGAACCCCGACACCCUCCCCAACGACACCGCCAAACUCCAAGAACUAUCCUUGGCCGCCUCCAAGCAGCAAAAGAUCCUGUUCGCCUUGUUGGCCCAACUACGCGGGCAAAAUCGGGGAGCUAUUUUCCGCGUUCGCGACACCAAGCAAACCACCGCAGAGGCCCGACAGGAAAUCGACCGACUCCAUCUUCAAUUGCAGAACCUUUACUACGAACAGAAGCAUCUCACUGGCGAAAUCGCAGCUUGCGAAGCAUAUGAUCAUAAAUACCGGUCACUCCCUUUGACGCCCGUCGAGGAAUUCCUCAAGCUUCACCCCGAACAUCGCGAGACCAACGAACAUGACUUGAUGAUCGCCCGCAUCAACCAUGAGCAUGCUGAAAGAGAGAAGCUGGAGCAAGCGCGACAAGAGCUGCUGAAGCGCAAGCAGGCUUUGAUUGCCGAGAACAAGAAGAGGAAGGACGACCUUGCGAAUCUCGACCAGGACCUUGAGAAAUUCAUCGAUGCCGCCAAACCGAUCCAGAAGAUUUUUGAGAAGGAAUACUAG